This is a messenger RNA of Cynocephalus volans (Philippine flying lemur), 1851 nucleotides long. It is a transcript of the gene GRHL2, whose product is annotated as grainyhead like transcription factor 2. Gene Ontology annotation, molecular function: RNA polymerase II cis-regulatory region sequence-specific DNA binding; DNA-binding transcription activator activity, RNA polymerase II-specific. The transcript has 15 exons. Gene Ontology annotation, cellular component: nucleus. Gene Ontology annotation, biological process: brain development; regulation of transcription by RNA polymerase II; neural tube development. The record is from RefSeq and is a predicted model, not a curated record. Lineage: Eukaryota; Metazoa; Chordata; Mammalia; Dermoptera; Cynocephalidae. Bases 22 to 1851 code for a protein of 609 amino acids.
AGACUAGUGGCCUUAGUGCCCAUGCCCAGUGACCCUCCAUUCAAUACCCGAAGAGCCUACACCAGUGAGGAUGAAGCCUGGAAGUCGUACUUGGAGAAUCCCCUGACAGCGGCCACUAAGGCAAUGAUGAGCAUCAAUGGAGACGAGGACAGUGCUGCCGCCCUGGGCCUGCUCUAUGACUACUACAAGGUUCCUCGAGACAAGAGGCUGCUGUCUGUAAGCAAAGCAAGUGACAGCCAAGAAGACCAGGAUAAAAGGAACUGUCUUGGCAGCAGUGAAGCCCAGAGUAAUCUGAGUGGAGGAGAAAACCGGGUGCAGGUCCUCAAGACGGUUCCAGUGAACCUUUCCCUAAAUCAGGACCACCUGGAGAACUCCAAGCGCGAGCAGUACAGCGCCAGCGUCCCCGAGAGCCCCGCCGUCAUCCCGGUGUCAGGCAUCACCGUGGUGAAAGCCGAGGACUUCACACCGGUCUUCAUGGCCCCACCCGUGCACUACGCCCGGGGGGACGGGGAGGAGCCGCGCGUGGUCAUCUUCGAACAGACUCAGUACGACGUGCCCGCCAUGGCCACCCACAGCACCUAUCUCAAGGACGACCAGCGCAGCACCCCCGACAGCACCUACAGCGAGAGCUUCAAAGACGGGGCCGCAGAGAAAUUUCGGAGUGCUUCAGUUGGGGCUGAGGAGUACAUGUAUGACCAGACAUCAAGUGGCACGUUUCAGUACACCUUGGAAGCCACCAAAUCUCUCCGUCAGAAGCAGGGGGAGGGCCCCAUGACCUACCUCAACAAAGGACAGUUCUAUGCCAUAACGCUCAGCGAGACCGGGGAUAACAAAUGCUUCCGACACCCAAUCAGCAAAGUCAGGAGCGUGGUGAUGGUGGUCUUCAGUGAAGACAAAAACCGGGAUGAACAGCUGAAAUACUGGAAGUACUGGCACUCUCGGCAGCACACGGCCAAGCAGAGAGUCCUCGACAUCGCUGAUUACAAGGAGAGCUUUAAUACGAUUGGAAACAUCGAAGAGAUUGCAUAUAAUGCUGUCUCCUUUACCUGGGAUGUGAAUGAAGAGGCGAAGAUUUUCAUCACCGUGAAUUGCCUGAGUACAGAUUUCUCCUCCCAAAAAGGGGUGAAAGGACUUCCUUUGAUGAUUCAGAUUGAUACAUACAGUUAUAAUAAUCGCAGCAAUAAACCCAUUCAUAGAGCUUAUUGCCAGAUCAAGGUCUUCUGUGACAAAGGAGCAGAAAGAAAAAUCCGAGAUGAAGAGAGGAAGCAGAACAGGAAGAAGGGGAAAGGCCAGGCCUCCCAAACCCAGUGCAAUAACUCCUCUGAUGGGAAGUUGGCUGCCAUACCUUUACAGAAGAAGAGCGACAUCACCUACUUCAAAACCAUGCCGGAUCUGCACUCACAGCCGGUCCUCUUCAUACCCGACGUGCACUUUGCAAACCUGCAGAGGACUGGACAGGUGUAUUACAACACGGAUGAUGAACGAGAAGGCAGCAGUGUCCUUGUGAAACGGAUGUUCAGGCCCAUGGAAGAGGAGUUUGGUCCAGCACCUUCUAAGCAGAUGAAAGAAGAAGGGAUGAAGCGAGUGCUUUUGUAUGUGCGGAGGGAGACGGACGAUGUGUUUGAUGCUUUGAUGUUGAAAUCCCCCACGGUGAAGGGCCUGAUGGAUGCGAUAUCUGAGAAAUAUGGGCUGCCCGUGGAGAAGAUAGCAAAGCUUUACAAGAAAAGCAAAAAAGGCAUCUUGGUGAACAUGGAUGACAACAUCAUUGAGCACUACUCGCACGAGGACACCUUCAUCCUUAACAUGGAGAGCAUGGUGGAAGGCUUCAAGAUCACGCUCAUGGAAAUCUGA